Molecule: messenger RNA, 810 nt
Organism: Scheffersomyces stipitis CBS 6054
Lineage: Eukaryota; Fungi; Ascomycota; Pichiomycetes; Serinales; Debaryomycetaceae
Exons: 1
Coding region: 1-810 (269 amino acids)
Cellular component (GO): fungal-type vacuole; cellular bud neck
Source: RefSeq, a predicted model, not a curated record
AUGCCUUCAUUAACUUCAUCUACGUCGUCCUUCACCACCCCCGUUAUGACAGUCCCGGCUAGUGGUAACAACCCAUAUAUUCUCAGACAGGAGAACCCAAGUGGAACUGUGUUUAUAGCUGUAGGUGCUUGUGUAGGUGCCAUCUUCCUCGGGUUUAUCUUGUACCACUUGAUCGUGUCGUUCACAGCAUCCAGAUUGGCUAAGAAAACGAUGGCUUCAGAGAAACAACUUUAUGCCACUUACCAAAAUAACAAUGGCUCCGCUUAUGGAUUUGGUCCUGAUGGUUCUACCGGUACUACCCUCAACUACAACUCGGAAUAUCAACCUUCUGUAGCUAAGCUACCAUUGUUGACUCCUAGUAAAUCUGUACUUGGUAGCUUAGGAGGAGGAAUGGGAUAUUCCUUUGGUGGCUCUCAGUUGGGGGACACUUCUACCAUCUACCAAUCAGAAGCUGCUGGUCCUACUACCAAACAUGACAUGACCAAGAUGUUCAUCUCGCCUACUGCCGAAGUAAUGCAACACAAGAGAGUCAAGUCUUCGCUGUAUGGAGGCUCAGUGACGAACUUGUCUUUUGCUGGUGCUUCCACUACAAACUUGGUACCUGGUCAGGGUACUAAUAGAAACUCAUUCUAUGGCAUUUCUGAGGCUAACAACAGCGACUAUUCGGUUCUACUUGGUCAUAGUCGUGCAGGCCCCUUGUUGUCAUCGCCAGGCAUGCCUGCUGCUGAAGGUCCUUCUGCUCCCAGAAAGACGAUUCCUUCGAUGUACCUUGAGGACUUAAUGGACAACAAGUCUACUCAUGACAUGUAG